AUGGUUGGCCUAGGGCCGAAUGAUCAAGGACGUGAUUCCUUUGAUGUGUGUAUGGUGGCACGUGAAAUUACACCGAGUGCGGUCGGCCGUGAGAGCACCGUACUGAAUGUCGGUAAUGACAUUGUUACCCAUAUGCCAUUUAGUGUGGGCGGCCGUGAGGGCACCACGCUUAACGCCGGUAAUGGCGUUGUUGGCGAUUCGCCAUAUGGUGUGGGCGGCCGUGAGGGCACCACAACUAAUGUCAGUAAUGAUAUUGUUGGCGAUACGCCGUAUAGAGUGGACGGCCGUGAGGGCACCACGCUUAACGCCGGUAAUGGCGUUGUUGGCGAUACGCCGUAUAGUGUGGGCGGCCGUAAGGGCACCACACCUAAUGUCAGUAAUGACACUGUUGGCGAUACGCCGUAUAGUGUGGACGGCCGUGAGGGCACCACACCCAAUGUCGGUCAAGACAAAAGCUCUCGUGUAGAGCGUACUAUGGUUGGUAGUAACCAUGGGGACAAUAUUGUCCCGACCCCUAAGGGGUGUAAGGUCUCGAAGAGACAAUCGAGACGCCGAGUAGCAGCUGUAAAGCGCCAGGCGUCCUCAUAG
This is a messenger RNA of Peronospora matthiolae, 588 nucleotides long. Lineage: Eukaryota; Oomycota; Peronosporomycetes; Peronosporales; Peronosporaceae. The record is from the annotation of a GenBank genome assembly.